AUGGAUUCUGUCUUCUCCCUUGGUGAAGGAGACCGUGCCAUCUUUCUCCAACACUUGGUUCAGUCUUUUGGUUGCACUUACAUCUGCCUCUGGUCGUACGAUCCCCAGCCGUCCAUUUGUUUAAGGUACCGAGAUGGAUACUACCACGAAAGAAGUAAUAACCAACAGCCAAGUACAUCAUCAGGAAGUCUUGCUCACAGACGCUUCAUUGAAUAUGGGCAAUCAAUCAUCAUUGUUGACAGCAGCCACAUUCCAGGAUUGGCUUUUCUGAACAAUCGUCCUUACAUGGAGCUUCAGUUGGCCGAUCUUCGCAGGAUGGCUUCCACUGAAACUCAACGCUUAUUCUAUGAGGAAGCUGGGAUCAAGACAGCCAUAUUUAUGGGGUGCAACGCUGGGGAGAUUGAGCUUGGGUUUUCUGACGGCUCCCAGGUCAAUAUGGAAUUGGAGAUGAGGAACUUGUUCCCUGUUGAUUUCUCUCGACCAUUAUUAGAUCCAACAACAACCAGAGAUCAGCUUCCCCAGCAGCUAAGCACUACUGAUCAGAACCGGCCUGCCUCAUCUUCAUCAUCCUUAAGGUCUUUAUCAUACGAUAGCCCCGAGUACUCUCCCCUCCUGUUUGAUAUGCCAGCCACUUCUUACCUCGUCCCUGAACCACAACGAGAAGCAAUGAUUCAACAGGCUUUAGGAUCAGCUCAUCGGCCAGUAUUUUCACCAACCGCUGCUAGUCCACACCAGCAAGCUAUCAGGGCCUUGAAUCAAAUCAGAAACAUUCAGUUACCGACAAUUGAGAGCGAAGAUGCUGCAAUGACAGAAGCCAUGAUUGCUGUCAUAUCAUCUAGUGCUUCUCCUUCAUCAUCUGUUCAACAACCCCAACAAAAUUUCCCGCCUAAUUACCGAGUAAAUGGAUCACAUGCUAGUGCAUUCAGAAGGUACAGGCCAUCCUUAGCCCCCAGGCUGCCAACUUCGUCCAGAAUCCAAGGGGAGAAUGUGCUCAAAAGAUCAAUCACGUUUCUCAGAACCUUAAACUCAAUGCGAUCUCAAGUACAAAUGCUAGCAGGCCGGACAUCAAGCACUCUGCAUCAUAUGAUAUCAGAGAGAAGAAGACGAGAAAAACUCAAUGAAAGCUUUCAGGCAUUGAGAUCACUGCUUCCUCCUGGAACCAAGAAGGAUAAAGCCUCGGUGCUAACGAGUACAAGGGAGUACUUGAGUUCUUUGAAAGAUCAAGUUGCUGAACUUAGUAAAAGGAACCAUGUAUUAGAGGCACAACUUUUGCCAAAAAUGUCUGCAGCUAUUGAGGAAACAAGUAGCGGUGUCUCGUCCGUCGAGAGGGUUGAGGUGCAGAUUAGAGAUGUUGGUGCAUCCACAUCAGCAUCAUCAUCAUCAUCAUCAUCAUCAAGAAUUGUGGACUUGCAAGUGAUAUUGAGGGCUGAAGUUAGCAUGGUAGAUUUAGUGGUUCGUUUGCUGGAGUUCUUGAAAAUUGAUCAAAAUGUAAGCUUAAUGUCUGUAGAAGCCAACACAAGAAUGGCAGAACCAACUUCCGUAAGCAACGUAGUUUUGAUGAGGCUGAGAAUUGAGGAAGGUGAAUGGGACGAGUCUGCCUUCCAAGAAGCCAUAAGGAGGGUUCUUAAUGACCUUGCGCAGUGACUAAUGCCACCAAACCAUCUCAUGACACUUGUAUUACUUGUGCCAAAUUACGUAAAGUUUUUCCCAUGAUUUAGAGACCGGCGGCUCCCGUAGACCUCAGCUGGAGAUUGGGGGUGGUUGUUGGUCAUCUUUUUCCCAGCUAACAAAUCAAGCAGCAAACCGGGUAAAGGUAGCAGAGAGAUUGUAGAAGAGUUUGAUUCAUCUUCUAGCACUCGUCACAAUUUUGGUAGCCAACAAAAUCUUGAUACGAAUUUACGAGCAAAGCUUCCCUUAAGGAAGCCAGGCUGAAGUAUAGACAAUGACUGGAUGAUCUACGUGCAAAAGUUUGUCUUUUUUUUUUUUGGAAAACUAUCUCUUGUAACU
Molecule: messenger RNA, 2007 nt
Organism: Coffea eugenioides
Lineage: Eukaryota; Viridiplantae; Streptophyta; Magnoliopsida; Gentianales; Rubiaceae
Product: putative transcription factor bHLH041
Exons: 8
Coding region: 1-1644 (547 amino acids)
Molecular function (GO): protein dimerization activity
Source: RefSeq, a predicted model, not a curated record